UGAUCGCUAACCGUUCAGUAACACUGCAGAUCGAAGAGUGCCCUGAAAAUUCCUGAAACAGCAGACGAAAGUAAAGGAUUCUUGGUGUUUCUGGUGAAAGGAAAACUCUGUGAAAAAUGUCGUCUGAACGGAAAAUACUCAAAGCUACACGCAGGAAGAAGGAAGAUUACAUAAAUUCCUUGCCCGAUGAGAUUCUCCGGAUUGUUUUUGACCGCCUGGAACUUGGAAGCGUGAAAAACGCGUCCGCAACAUGCCAGAGAUGGCACAGCAUCAUAUUUCUGAGCGGAUAUGUAUGCAGAUUCGUCUUCAAAGUCGAGCUAAGCUCAUCUUUCCGCAACACAUCGGCGCGACAGAUGCAGAUAAUGGAGUUGAAGUCGAAGAUGAUCGCGCCAAUGCGCAAGAUACUGGAGCUGAAACCGUCGGAACAACGGCAAGAAGCGCGGAUCGUGGUGCCUCUCACAAAACGGUACGAGUGA
Anopheles aquasalis is the source of this 476-nucleotide messenger RNA. RefSeq lists its product as uncharacterized. Gene Ontology annotation, molecular function: protein binding. The record is from RefSeq and is a predicted model, not a curated record. Lineage: Eukaryota; Metazoa; Arthropoda; Insecta; Diptera; Culicidae.